AAACAUUUUCAAAUUAUAGUUUCUACAUUGUUGUUUGUUCUUUAGUGCAGUUGUUUUACUAGCAUUUACAUAUAAUGGAAAUCGUCUUUCAAAUGUUUAUUUGCUCUUACGUGAAUUCGUGCAAUUCAUGUUCUCAUAUUGAUAUUGGGACAGCAGUUAAUGUGACAACUGUAGACUGGUCUGGUUGUACAGAUAUACGACAGUACAACAUGACCGUGACAAACUCAGACUCUGUUGUGUUGUACACAAAUUCAACGUCCUGCUGCUCGGGGAAUCUUACAAUCCACUGCAAUAUCGGGAAUGGUAUGACUUCACAGACUUUAAAUAUGACGAAAAAAAGUCCCUCAAACACUGUGACGGCCACUGGAGUCUAUAGCAGAGCCCAGAACACCACACAAACUGACCAGUUGGAGAAAAAUACGAGUAAAGCUUUCUCUAACACUCUGAUUGCUGCUAUCAUAAUAUUGUCAUGUGUCAGUGCCAUCAUCUUUUUUGUCCUUGUCUUUUCAAGUCGGAGACGUACCCCACGUUUUGACUUCACCGCGUGUCACUUACGCUGAUUUGAAAUUAACAGUCAUGUUAACUCAAAAUGUUAUCAAAACUUCCUAAUUUUAAAAGAGCGUUUCGUGUAUUGUUCUCGCCUCUUGAUCCGAAGUAAUUUGAUAUUCACUCUCCAGAAGAUUAUAUAGACUUAAAAGGAGUGUGACAUCAUAAAAUGAGAGUCAAAACCUAUGUUGUGCAUUUGCAUACUUUGCAUAGCUUAGUGAUGGAUAAUAUUUUCAAAAAUCAAAUCUUUGCUGUUGAAAAAAUUGAUUUUAGAAAUUGAAAUAGCAUUGGUGGAUUAGAAGUUCUUAGUCAUGUACAUGUACCACUAAGUUAUCAUAUGUUAAUUGGUUAAGAGCGACUAAUUAUGCUGUGGUGAAAAAUGUAAAAGAUACCAAUUAAGCUAAUUAAAACAGAUAUUGUAACAUCUACAUGUACAAGAGAUAAAAAACGAUACUGUGGUGUCAAAUAACUGCUACAAUUAUCCGUAUGAAUG
Magallana angulata is the source of this 1039-nucleotide messenger RNA. RefSeq lists its product as uncharacterized. The coding region runs from base 75 to 560 and encodes 161 amino acids. The transcript has 2 exons. The record is from RefSeq and is a predicted model, not a curated record. Lineage: Eukaryota; Metazoa; Mollusca; Bivalvia; Ostreida; Ostreidae.